ACUGCAGCAAAUUCUUUCCCGCUCUCUACUUCGCUCUUCUUCUCAACCCCUAACCAUGAGUUCCCCCCACGACGACGAAGAUCCGAAGCUCCCUCACGAUGUCGCCGUUGAGGUCCUGAAGCGAUUGCCGGUGGAAUCUCUCCUCCGAUUCAGGUGUGUGUGCCGUUCAUGGCGUUCCGCCAUCGACGACCCUCGUUUCGUGGUCCUCCACUUGACCUACUCUGCUCCCGAUGCCUCCUAUUGGUAUCUCGUGUCUCUAGAUUGGAAUUUGGAUACAGUGACAGGAUUAAUGACUACAAGGCUAUUAAUAAUUACUUGUUUUCCUAAUAAAUAUGGAGGAUGCAAGGGCGAAUUAGUCACUGAUAUUUAUACCCUUAGUACAAAUUUGUGGCGGACUGUCAAUUUCAAUUUCGGGUGCAAGCUGAGCGACGGCUCGAGGGUCUCUUUCAAUGGAAAUUUGGAAUGGAAAUCGAUUGGUUUCGAUGAAGAUCGCUGCUGGUGUUAUGGAUCGAUGAUCACAUCUGUGGUAGUGCAUGAGGCCUUUGACAAAAUGACGUUGCCGAAGACUUGUUUCGCUUGAUCCAUGGAACUAGAAGCAUUAACCACUGGUUUGGGCAUGAACGCCCAGGCAAUGCACGAACCGGCUUCUGUUUUUGUUCUGGUUACAGGGCAUUCACGUGAGAAUCUUUACCUGAUGAUGCUAGUUAGUGAACAAAUAGAUCAUACUCGUGCGUCUUUACUUGAUGAUGCUAUUUUUUUGUAAAAAAUAGAUCAUACUCCUAGGCACGAACAUACUAGUAAUUGGGGGUGUUAGCGGGUUGAUUCGGUUCAGAUAUCAACCAAUACUCAAAUCCUGAACCGACUCAAACAUGAAUGAUAUAUAUUGUUUAUGACCCGGCCUGAGA
Syzygium oleosum is the source of this 905-nucleotide messenger RNA. Its product is annotated as probable F-box protein At1g14315. The transcript is spliced from 2 exons. The coding region runs from base 56 to 580 and encodes 174 amino acids. The record is from RefSeq and is a predicted model, not a curated record. Gene Ontology annotation, molecular function: protein binding. Lineage: Eukaryota; Viridiplantae; Streptophyta; Magnoliopsida; Myrtales; Myrtaceae.